This is a messenger RNA of Chenopodium quinoa (quinoa), 4700 nucleotides long. RefSeq lists its product as uncharacterized. The record is from RefSeq and is a predicted model, not a curated record. NCBI's taxonomy places the organism in Eukaryota, Viridiplantae, Streptophyta, Magnoliopsida, Caryophyllales, Amaranthaceae. The coding region runs from base 519 to 4418 and encodes 1299 amino acids. The transcript has 13 exons.
ACCGAGGAGAAACAAAGAAGGCGAAAGAACAGAGAGGAAAAACACAACAUCAUAUUGCUCCUUGAAAUUGGAAUCUUUGGAUCUUCCUUGUUUAAUUUUCUCUUUCCUCUCAUUAAUUUAAUUUGUUUGUUGCCGUUAUACCUUUUACUCUACUAACUCCUACUCUCCCAUUUGGUGGGUCUCACUCAUUUUCUCUCUCCAUUGAAGUAGUAGCAAGCUCUACUUUUCUCUGCUCAAACUCCCUUUUAAUGCUUCUUUUACCCAUUAAUUUCCUCCAUACUUUUCCUUAGGAAAAAAAAAAGGAAUCUUUUUGAGCUGUCAAAAAAGUAAAUUUUUAUUAGUCUAAGGAUUUCCCAGAAGUUAGAUCUUUUUUAAUUUUUCCCGGAAAAAAUUAUGCUAAUUUGAGCAUGAUUACAGUAGAGUUUUGAGAAUUUUAAUUGGGUUUUUUUUUUUAAAAAAUUAUUAUUUUAUUUUCUCUCUUCAGAUUUUGGGUUAGUUUAAUUGAUUAAUUGUUCUUCAUGAAGCUAAUGAAGUCCAGUACUCGCCUUGAUUCUAUUGUCUUCCAGCUCACACCCACUAGAACCAGGUGUGACCUAGUGAUAAAUGCUAACGGGAAAAGUGAGAAGAUUGCAUCUGGUUUGCUGAAACCUUUCUUGGCUCAUUUGAAGGCAGCUGAGGAGCAGAUAGGGAAGGGAGGAUAUUCUAUUGUCCUUGAACCAAAGAAUGGAAGUGAUGCAGCAUGGUUUACGAAGGGAACAGUGGAAAGGUUUGUUCGUUUUGUGAGUAGUCCAGAGAUCCUUGAGCGAGUCUACACUAUAGAAUCAGAAAUCUUACAGAUUGAUAAAGCAAUUUCCCUUCAGAACAGCAAUGAUAAUGGGUUGCACAAUGUUGAAGGCCUUCCAGCAAAAUCUGAGGAAAGGCUUGAAGGCACCAAACCUGCGCCAGGCUGUAAUGAAGAGAAUGCAAUUGUGCUUUACCAGCCCCCCAGCAAUCAAUCAGAGGAAAAUGCAUCUAGUGUACAGGAGAAUUCAAAAGUUCAACUUGUACAAGUUCUUGAGACACGUAAAUCUGUGCUACAAAAAGAACAAGGCAUGGCUUUUGCACGUGCUGUUGCUGCUGGCUUUGAGAUUGAUAACAUAGCUGCACUGCUUGCUUUUGCUGAAUGUUUUGGGGCAUCACGAAUGAUGGAUGCAUGCAAAAAGUUUUUGGACUUAUGGAAGGCAAAGCAUGAAAGUGGUCAGUGGGUUGAAGUUGAAGCAGCUGAUGCAAUGUCAUGCCGGCCAGACAUGCCUUCUACAAAUGCAGCAGGUAUUGUGUUUCUGAGCCCAAGCGAACAGAAGGAAUUCAAGGAAUCAAGCCCGCAGGGUGAGGAAAAGAAGGGAGUAUCAUGUGUGGCUAAUACAGCAGAUCAAGUACAUUUGAACCCACAUGAGUACAGCCCUGGCCAGUUCCCACAUCCUAUGUACCCACCCUGGCAAAUGCAUCCUCAAGCAAAUGGCAUGCCAGUUUUUCAACCAUAUCCCAUGCAGGGUAUGCCUUACUAUCAGAACUUUAUGGGGCAGAGCCCUUAUUUCCAGCCACCUUAUUCGCCACAUGAUGAUUCAAGAUUACAUUCUGAUCGGAAAACAAGACAGAGAAGGCAUUCAAUGGAUGGCCGAGACAUGAGUGCUGAAUUUGAAACUCAAGAGAUAGAUGCUUCCGGAAAAAUGCAUGAUGAUGUUACAGAUGAUGAAGAUUUAACGAGUACAAAACCCAAGAAUAAAGGUAGCAAGACUUCCAGAAAGAAAACUGUUGUAAUCCGGAACCUUAACUAUAUUACUUCUACGAAGCAAGGCUCUUCAGAUAGUAGUGAUCCACAAUCUUGUUCAGAUUCUGGAACUGAUGAUGAGGGGCAAAUGAAGGUUGAUGAAACCAAAAAAUUGAAAAAGAAAGGAGUCUAUUUGAAGUCGGAUGAUCCACGAAAAGAAAGAGUAUCUGGACAGGCAGGAGAUGAUGGACACUGGCAAGCUUUCCAGAACUUCUUACUAACGGAUGCUGAUGAAAAUAAUAAUUCUGCAAGGAGUAGCAUGUUCGCAAUGGAAGGUAAUGUUCAAGGAAGAAAGCAACAAUCUUCUAUCAAGGAUGACUCGUCUGCUCUUGGAAUGCAUAACAUCGGUAAAAAUCAUGAUGUAGAUAUGGGUGAAAGUGUUGACAUUGCUGGAGAUGCAACCUGCUUGCGGAAACCUAUGGAUGAUCAAAUGCUGAGCUAUGGUCAAGAUCCAAACUUAAGGCAUAAUAGCAAAAGAGAUCUGCAAUUUAUGGAAUCAGGGGGCCGGAGUGGUGGUCAUGGGAGAUCUAUGGAUACGAACCUGGAAUAUGUGCUCAAUAAACAAGAAAAGCUGACAGCUAUGUGGGACCCUUCCCUAGAUCCUGUCAUCAGAAAUGGGUUUCAAGGUCCAUCUCAUACCAAUAAUAAGGGCUCAUCACAUGGCAUGCCGGAUGAGUCUUUCAUGGUCUUGCAAAGAGCAGGUUCGCUAGAUCAAGUUACAGGUGAUGGAAGGACAGCUAUGGAUAUGGAUUGUGAGCUCCCUUCGGUGCUUCACAAGACAGAUGACCACACUUACGAGCCAAAUGUUUUAAAUUUAAUGCCUAAUCGUGCGACGGAGGAUCAGCCUAAUGGUUAUGACCCAGCUAUGUACUGUGAGAUGCAGGCUCAAAUUAAAGAUGCUGCCAAACUGAGUGGUAAGAAGGAAGUUGCUAUGGAUGCCAAAGGAGGGUCAAGGAAGGCAGUCAAAGAUCAAAAGUUAAAGGCUGAGAGAAGAACCUCAGUGGGUACAAGAAGAGAAAAACUUACUAAGUUGAGCCCUGCUGAAGAUGCACGAGCACGCGCAGAAAAACUACGAGCUUAUAAGGCUGAUCUGCAAAAGCUAAAGAAGGAAAAGGAAGAAGAACAAAUGAAAAGAUUAGAAGCAUUAAAGUUAGAGAGGCAAAAGAGAAUUGCUGCUAAAAGUGGCGCCAAUACUGCUCAGUCAACGUUGCCAUCACAACAGGUGAAAAAACACAUGCCCAAGCUUUCUCCUGUCUCUCAGAAAGGCUCAAAAUUUAGUGACACGGAGCCUGGGUCAAGCUCACCAUUACAGAGAUCCACAUUAAGAUUUAUAUCCAAGGUUUCUCCUGAUACCAGUAAAUCUUCCAAGUCAGGGAGAUUAAAUAAUGUAAGUAGUACCAGUACAAAUAGGCUAACUAGGUCAGCUUCAUCACUGAGGUCAAGAAAGGCAGAGAGUACUGGUGCUACACCAGAUUCAAUGGCAGCAGUAUCCAGGAUCAGAAGAUUAUCUGAUCCAAAAGUCACAGUCCAUCGCAUAUCCUCAGGAAAGGCUGGAAGUGCUGAAGUAGUUGCUAGAUAUAAAACACCUGAAAAAAAGAUGCCUGCCACUUCCAUUGAAGACAAAGAAAAGUCUUCCGCUCGUCCAGAAUUGAAGGUUAGAGCAUCCAAAGCAUCCACAGUAACUGCCCAAAGAAAACCUACUAAAGAGAUGUCCCAGAAGUCAAAUGACAAAACACAUUCUAGUGGUCUUGCAAGUGCUAAAGAGAUGUCCCAGAAGUCAAAUGACAAGACACAUUCUAGUGGUCUUGCAAGUGCUAAGGUGAAUAGAGACAGUGCCAAAAUUCCACUUCAUAGGGAUGAUGACAAUACAGUAGUUGAAAAGACAGUUGUAAUGCUUGAAUGUGAGAAACCUUCUGCACCCAUCACCCACGCACCUGAAGACGGUAUGAGCGGCCAAACAAUGCAAUCUCAUGCCUACAAUCAAGUUGGUAAAGCAGAGGAAGAUGCAGCUGUCCCUUUACCAGCUUCACCUAUUAAUGUGAAAGAAGUUGACCGAGAAACAUCAAAUUGUUCUGUUAAGGAGCAAUCUCAUACCUUCUUGGAUGAGACAGAAAAGGUGUCACAAGAUUUGUCCCAAGUUGACACUCGCAAAAAACCAUACCAGCCACCCUAUGCCCGGGUCCCCUCCCUGGAGGAUCCCUGCAUGUCUGAGUCGAUAUAUGGGAAGGCACCACCAACAAGCAUAGAAAUGGAAGGGAAAGCCAUGCAGACAACAAAAGUACAUGUAUCUGAUGCUCAUAAGCCAGGACUUGUUUCAUCAGAAGCUGAUUCAGGGAAAUCGUCAAAAGGUUUUAAAAGGCUGUUGAUGUUUGGAAAGAAGAACUCGACCACAAGUGAACGUAAUAUCGAGUCAGAUAAAGUAACUCUUGAUGGCUCUGCAGCUGAUGAUAGUGCAUUGAAUGGUUCUUCUAGUGAAGCUUUUACCGUGAAGAAUCUUCUGAUUCAAGAGGAGAGCUCAAGUGCUGGUAAUACUCCAAAGAAGUCUUCUCGGCCAUUCUCGUUGCUGUCUCAUUUCCGAAGUAAGAAUAGCGAAAAGAAGUUGGCCACAUGAAAAGGAUGUUGAUCAAUUCUUGGGAUGAAAGUCAUGAUUUUGUUCACUUAAUGAUUCUUCACCGUGAGAAAUCACAGGCCUUUGUCGGAAAUGUUAAUGCCCGAGCUUGUAAAGUUCACAAUCUGUUGCAUGUAUUGCUUUGCGCCUUCGCCCAAUGUAUUGCGACAUGUAGGUAUCUUGUUGUAAAGCCUUGAUAACUAUACAUCUUGAAUAUGAAUGUACAAACCAAACCUAGUUGAUCAUGGUAAUUUCAGAGGAAAGUAUAUUAUUAUUUGCCUAUUA